AUGAUUUCCCUCACAGACACUCAGAAAAUUGGAACGAAUCUCACAGGUUUUGGAGAGUUUUUCCUUUUCUUUGGAAUGAUCCUAAUUUUUGACAAAGCACUUUUGGCUAUUGGGAAUGUUUUAUUCGUGGCUGGCCUGGCUUUUGUGAUUGGUUUAGAAAGGACUUUCAGAUUCUUCUUCCAGAAACACAAAGUGAAAGCCACAGGUUUCUUUCUGAGUGGUGAACUUAUAGUUCUUAUUGGCUGGCCCUUGAUAGGAAUGGUCCUUGAAAUUUAUGUCUUCCUCUUAUUCAGGGACUUUUCCCCUGUGGUGGUUGGUUUUAUUAGAAGAGUGCUGGUCCUUGGCUAUCUCUUGAAUUUACCUGGCAUUAGCUCACUUGUAGUUAAAGUUGGAGGGACGCGGGUGGCGCUGGAAGCGUAG
This is a messenger RNA of Podarcis raffonei (Aeolian wall lizard), 420 nucleotides long. Its product is annotated as vesicle transport protein GOT1B-like. NCBI's taxonomy places the organism in Eukaryota, Metazoa, Chordata, Lepidosauria, Squamata, Lacertidae. Gene Ontology annotation, biological process: retrograde transport, endosome to Golgi; endoplasmic reticulum to Golgi vesicle-mediated transport. Gene Ontology annotation, cellular component: endoplasmic reticulum; membrane. The record is from RefSeq and is a predicted model, not a curated record. The transcript has 2 exons. Bases 1 to 420 code for a protein of 139 amino acids.